UGCUGUGAGCGACUGUAAAGGUCAGGGCAGGGAACGGGUCUGUCCCGGGUCUCAAGAGAAUUCUGUCCACCAGCUGAAGGAAGUGUGUGAAGGCAGCAGCAUGUGGAAGUGGAAGUGGAAGAGGAAGGACGAGAGAGUUCCUCCGGAACAGAAGGGAGGACGAGGAGCUCAGAGCAGUCAGCCUCAAACACAUGACGAUGUGACGUCUGAGGACCAGGAUGACUCCAGGGAAGGGAUGAUCUCCAGGAGUGACAGCUAUACUGUAAAAAUGUGGUUGAAGGGCACUUUGGAGGAUUUGGACUCCAGUAGGCUGGAGAAAUUCCAGUGGUGGCUGGUGAAUGCAGAAGAAUCAAAGGAUGGUUUCAAACCAAUCCCAGUGUGUUAUCUGGAGAAUGCGAACAGAUUGAAGACAGUAGAUCUGAUGGUGCAGAGGUUCUCCUCAAAGACCAGAGAGGUGGCCGAGACGAUUUUAAAGAAGAUGAAAAGUGAUAAAGAAAUACCUGUUGUGUCGGACGAUCCAGUCUCUCCAGCUGGUGCAACAGGUACGUUAGUUGCAGUUUGUCAAAAGCAGUUAAAGUCUAAGCUGAAGAAGAAGUACCAGUGUGUGUCUGAGGGGAUUGUUAAAGCAGGAAAGAAAACCCUUCUGGAGCAGAUCUACACAGAGCUCUACAUCACAGAGGGAGGGACCGGAGAGGUCAACAAAGAACAUGAAGUCAGACAGAUUGAAGCAGCUCCCAGGAAACCACACAGAGCAGAAACAACCAUCAGACAGGAAGACAUCUUUAAACCCCCACCUGGAAGAAAAGGACCAAUCAGAACGGUGAUGACGAAGGGAGUGGCCGGCAUCGGGAAAACAGUCCAGAAGUUCAGUCUGGACUGGGCUGAAGGCAGAACCAACCAGGACAUCCAGUUCCUGCUUCCAUUCACCUUCAGAGAGCUGAAUGUGCUGAGAGAGGAGAAGUUCAGCUUGGUGGAACUAGUUCAUCGAUUCUUCUCUGAAACCAGAGGAAUCUGCAGCUUUGAAGAGUUCCAGGUCGUUAUCAUCUUUGACGGUCUGGAUGAGAGUCGACCUCCUCUGGACUUCCACAACAAUGAAGACCUGACUGAUGUUACAGAGUCCACCUCAGUGGACGUGCUGCUGACAAACCUCAUCAGGGGGAGCCUGCUUCCUUCUGCUCGUCUCUGGAUCACCACACGACCCGCAGCAGCCGAUCAGAUCCCUCCUGAGUGCGUUGACAUGGUGACGGAGGUCAGAGGGUUCACUAACCCUCAGAAGGAGGAAUACUUCAGGAAGAGGUUCAGAGUAGAGAAGCAGACCAGGAUCAUCUCCCACAUCAAGACAUCACGGAGCCUCCACAUCAUGUGCCACAUCCCAGUAUUCUGCUGGAUCACUGCUACGGUUCUGGAGAAUGUCCUGGAAACCAGAGAGAGAGGGGGGCUGCCCAAGACCCUGACUGAGAUGUACAUCCACUUCCUGGUGGUCCAGGCCAAACUGAAGAAGGUCAAGUAUGAUGGAGGAGCUGGGACGGAUCCACACUGGAGUGAAGAUACCAGGAAGAUGGUGGAGUCUCUGGGAAAACUGGCUUUUGAGCAGCUGCAGAAAGGAAAGCUGAUCUUCUAUGAAUCAGACCUGAGAGAGUGUGGCAUCGAUGUCAGAGAGGCUUCAGUGUACUCAGGAGUGUUCACCCAGAUCUUUAGAGAGGAGAGCAACCUGUACCAGGACCAGUUCUUCUGCUUCAUCCAUCUGAGUGUUCAGGAGUUUCUGGCUGCUCUUCAUGUCCAUCUGACCUUCAUCAAGUCUGGAGUGAACCUGCUGGAGGAACAAAGAAACACAGAGACUGACCGCUAUCAGAGUGCUGUGAACAAGGCCUUACAGAGUCCCAACGGACACCUGGACUUGUUCCUGCGCUUCCUCCUGGGUCUUUCACUGGAGACCAAUCAGAACCUCCUACGAGGUCUGAUGGAACCAAAACAAAGAAGAUCACAGAACAAUCAGGAAACAGUUGAAUACAUUAAGAAGAAGAUCAGUGAGGAUCUGUCUGCAGAGAGAAGCAUCAACCUGUUCCACUGUCUGAAUGAACUGAACGAUCGUUCUCUGGUGGAGGAGGUCCAACGGUCCCUGAGGUCUGGACGUCUCUCCACGGAUAAACUGUCUCCUGCUCAGUGGUCGGCUCUGGCCUUCAUCUUACUGUCAUCAGAAGAAUAUCUGGAGGUGUUUGACCUGAAGAAGUUCUCAGCUUCAGAGGAGGUUCUACGGAGGCUGCUGCCGGUGGUCAAAGCGUCCAAGAAAGUUCUACUGAGUGGCUGUAACCUCUCAGGGAACAUCUGUCCACUUCUGUCCUCGGUUCUCAGCUCUCAGUCCUCCAUUCUGACAGAACUAGACCUGAGCAACAACGACCUGCAGGAUUCUGGACUGGAGCAGCUGUGUCCUGGACUGGAGAGUCCACACUGUAAACUGGAGUCUCUCAGGCUGUCAGGCUGUCUGAUCUCAGAGGAAGGAAGUUCUUCUCUGGUCUCAGCUCUGACCUCCAACCCAUCCCACCUGAGAGAGCUGGACCUGAGCUACAACCAUCCAGGAGAGUCAGCAGGGAAGCUUCUGUCUAGACUGGAGGAUCCCCGCUGGAGACUGGACACUCUCAGGGUGGAACCUGCUGGACAACGAUGGCUGACACCAGGAGGUCUGAGGAAGUAUUCCUGUCAACUCACCAUCGACACAAACACAGUCCACAACAAGAUCAAACUGUCUGAUGGCAACAGGAAGAUGACGUGUGUGGGGGAGGAUCAGUACUAUCCUGAUCAUCCAGACAGGUUUGAUGUUAAACCACAGCUGCUGUGUAGAGAAGUUCUGACGGGUCGCUGUUACUGGGAGGUCCAGUGGAGGGGACAUGUUUCUGUAUCAGUGAGUUACAGAAGAAUCAGCAGGAAAGGAAACUCUGAUGACUGGAGGUUUGGAUGGAAUGAUCAUUCCUGGAGUCUGUACUGUGAUCCACGUGGUCAGUACCAUGUUUGUCACAAUAACAGAGGAACAUCCUUCAUCUCCUCAUCUCCAUCUCCAGACUCUGGCAGAGCAGCAGUGUACGUGGACGUUCCUGCUGGAACUCUGUCCUUCUAUGAAGUCGUCUCUGACAGACUGAUCCUCCUCCACACCUUCAACACGACCUUCACUGGACCUCUCUGUGCUGGAUUUGGACUCUGGUCCGGCUAUAGGUACUCCUCUGAUUCCUCAGUGUCUCUGUGUCCAGUUGAUGAUGAUGAUGAUGAUGAUGAUGAUGAUGGUGAUGAUGAUGAUGAUGAUGAUGAUGAUGAUGAUGAUGAUGAUGAUGAUGAUGAUUAAGAUGAUGAUGAUGAUGAUGGUGAUGAUGAUGAUGAUGAUGAUGAUGAUGAUGAUGAUGAUGAUCAAGGUGAUUAUGAUGAUGAUGAUGAUGAUGAUGAUGAUGAUGAUGAUGAUGAUGAUGAUGAUGAUGAUGAUGAUGAUGAUCACUGUUUAUCUUUAGUUUUUUGGUUUAUUGUAUUUUUAUUUGAUCUUUUCCACAUUUAAACAUUAAAUAAUUUACUGGAUUGUUGAUGUUUGAUCAUAAAUUAGAUUUUUAUCUCAUUAUUCUUGUUUUAUUCUUGAUUCUGUCUCUAAAUGUUUUCAUGUUUGACUUUACGUUUAGAUUCUUAAAGUCUUGUUUCUUCCCUGAAAGAAAGUUUGAGCUUCAAAUCUAAACACUUCCAUUUUACAUUCAACUUUUCCAGUUUGUAUAAUAUUUGAUUGAUUUAUCCGAUUGUUUUAAUUGGAUUCCUUCAGUUUUCAAAGUAGUUGAUUUAAAAAUGGAGUGAGAAGAUGGAAAUAUUCAUGUAACAUCCAACAUGUAAAAACAUCAGCAGCAUGUGUAAAAGUAAUCAAGUACUUUUGAAAUAAAC
This is a messenger RNA of Cololabis saira (Pacific saury), 3906 nucleotides long. RefSeq names its product NACHT, LRR and PYD domains-containing protein 3-like. The transcript has 10 exons. Bases 101 to 3334 code for a protein of 1077 amino acids. Lineage: Eukaryota; Metazoa; Chordata; Actinopteri; Beloniformes; Belonidae. The record is from RefSeq and is a predicted model, not a curated record. Gene Ontology annotation, molecular function: protein binding.